Molecule: messenger RNA, 5759 nt
Organism: Elgaria multicarinata webbii
Lineage: Eukaryota; Metazoa; Chordata; Lepidosauria; Squamata; Anguidae
Gene: BCL11B
Product: BCL11 transcription factor B
Exons: 5
Coding region: 35-2629 (864 amino acids)
Biological process (GO): positive regulation of transcription by RNA polymerase II
Cellular component (GO): nucleus
Molecular function (GO): RNA polymerase II cis-regulatory region sequence-specific DNA binding; DNA-binding transcription factor activity
Source: RefSeq, a predicted model, not a curated record
CUCUCCGGGCGAUGACCGUGUAAAUGCAAGUGCAAUGUCCCGUCGCAAGCAGGGAAACCCGCAGCACUUAUCACAAAGGGAAAUUAUCACGCCAGAGGCUGACCAUGUGGAAACGGCCAUCACCCAUGAGGAUGAGAGCCUAGCCAUAGGAGAGCCGGUUGGGCUCGGCCUUGCGACGGGUGGAGCAGACCCCGACCUAUUAACCUGUGGACAGUGUCAGAUGAACUUCCCCCUGGGAGACAUCUUGGUUUUUAUAGAGCACAAGAAGAAACAGUGCAAUGGCGCUGGUGGUGCCUGCUAUGAAAAGAACCUGGAUAAGACCACUCCUCCCCCUUCAUCACGCUCCGAGCUCAGGAAAGUGUCAGAGCCAGUGGAAAUCGGGAUCCAAGUCACACCCGAUGAAGAAGACCGUCUUCUCACGCCUACAAAAGGAAUUUGCCCUAAGCAGGAGAACAUUGCAGGGCCGUCCAGGCCUGCAAAGCUGCCGGCGGCCUCCAUAACUGCCUCCUCCCACCCUCACACAUCCGUGAUCGCACCGCCACCUCUCCGUGCUCUCACCUCAAUCCCGCCCUGCCUGAGCCUGCCCUGCUGUGGUGCGCACGCAGUCUCAGUUGGCGGGUCUCAGAGCGAGACAUCAGGCACAUUUGGAUGUCAUUGUCAGUUGUCAGGUAAAGAUGAGCCUUCAAGCUAUAUUUGCACAACAUGCAAGCACCCUUUUAAUAGCGCUUGGUUCUUGCUUCAGCAUGCCCAGAACACGCAUGGAUUCCGCAUCUACCUGGAAACAAGUCCUUCAAACAGCUCCCUUACUCCACGCAUCACCAUCCCUCCUCCUCUGGGACCCGAGACUGUUGCACAGUCCCCGCUGAUGAAUUUUCUUGGCGACAACAACCCUUUUAGCCUCUUACGAAUGACAGGUCCCAUCCUGCGUGAUCACCCUGGCUUUGGUGAAGGUCGGCUCCCCAACACACCUCCCCUCUUCAGCCCACCGCCUCGUCAUCAUCUGGAUCCACAUCGCCUUAGUGCCGAAGAAAUGGGGUUAGUCGCCCAGCAUCCCAGUGCCUUUGACAGAGUCAUGCGUUUAAACCCCAUGGCAAUUGAGUCGCCAGCGAUGGAUUUCUCCAGAAGGCUUCGAGAGCUGGCAGGGAACAACUCCACCCCUCCGCCAGUCUCUCCCAAUCGCAACAACCCUAUGCAUCGCUUGUUGAAUCCUUUCCAGCCAAGCCCGAAAUCUCCUUUUUUGAGCACCCCGCCAUUGCCACCGAUGCCCCCAAGCAGCACUACGCCUCCCCAGCCUCAGGCUAAAAGUAAGUCCUGUGAAUUUUGUGGGAAAACAUUCAAGUUCCAGAGCAAUCUCAUUGUCCACCGGCGCAGUCACACAGGAGAGAAGCCCUAUAAAUGCCAGCUCUGUGAUCACGCUUGUUCCCAAGCCAGCAAGCUAAAACGCCAUAUGAAAACACAUAUGCACAAAGCUGGGUCCAUGACAGGGAGGUCAGAUGAUGGACUGUCUGCUACAAGCUCCCCUGAGCCUGGCACAAGUGAACUCACUGGAGAGGGACUAAAGUCCAGUGAGGCAGACUUCAGGAACGAGAGUGAUCCUUCUCUAGGCCAUGACAAUGAAGAAGAGGAAGAAGAGGAGGAGGAGGAAGAGGAACUGGAAAAUGAAAGUAGACCCGAGUCGAGCUUUAGCAUGGACUCAGAACUAAGUCGUAACCGAGAGAAUGGUUCCAAAUCGCUGCCAGAUGAAAAGUCCCUAGUCCUAGGAAAAGUGAUAGAGAAUGUAAGCCUCGGUACCAUUCAGCAAUACAGUGACAUGCUGGCUGAAAAGCAGAAAAGGGGCGGCUUUAUGAAAAGGUCUUCAGAUCAGCGAGAUCUUUGUCCUAGAGACCUUUGUCAGAGAGACACAGGCGAUGAAGACUCUGUUGCAGGAGAACUUGACCGCACUGAGGAAGGGACAGUCAAUGGGAGAAACUUUGGUCCAGGCGAACCCUUUCCAGGCCUGUUCCCUCGCAAGCCCACCCCCAUCACAAGCCCCAGUUUAAAUAACUCAUCGAAAAGAAUAAAGAUAGAAAAAGAUUUGGACUUGCCACCAGCAACAAUAAUACCUUCUGAAAAUGUUUACUCGCAGUGGCUGGUAGGAUAUGCAGCAUCAAGGCACUUCAUGAAGGAUCCAUUUCUAGGAUUCACAGACUCCCGACAAUCCCCCUUUGCAACUUCUUCUGAGCAUUCCUCAGAGAAUGGAAGCCUGCGUUUCUCCACUCCACCAGGUGAUAUGCUGGAUGGCGGUCUCUCAGGGCGCAGCGGGACGGCGAGCGGAGGCAGCACGCCCCAUAUCAGUGGACCUGGCCCCGGUCGACCCAGUUCAAAGGAAGGACGGCGGAGCGAUACGUGCGAGUACUGUGGCAAGGUCUUUAAGAACUGCAGUAACUUAACGGUGCAUCGCCGGAGCCACACGGGAGAGCGGCCUUACAAAUGCUGCAUAGCAUCAUCGAACACAAUAGAAGCUCCUUCACUGGGAAUGCUGAAAGGCCCUUUGAAUUUUACUGAAGACACCAGAUCACUUCAGUGUUAUUUCGAUUUGAAACUGUUACUUGGCAGCCCUUUUCAUUCUGAACCUUCUCAUGGCAAAUGAUUGGAUUAACCCCUUGAUGGAGUCAGUGAAGUCAGUGCAAAGGCAUCUAUAGAUCUACAGCUGAUAGCAUUCCUUUGGAGAAGGAAUAGGCAAAAAAAUUGUAGAUUAAAAUUAAUAACUUUAACUGAUUUUCUAUUAUUUAGCCACAUGUUUCUUCACGUGUGAGAUGGCUCUUCUGAGAAAUGCUAGGGGAGGUAUAAACAUCCUUUUGAACUUUUUCACCUCCUCCCAGUUCAGCGUGUUGCAUGUUGGCUGGGCUACAAAAUCUAUGUUUCUCUUCAUACUGUUGUGUUGAUUGAUAGGCCCAUGGAACAACGGGAUGUCUCUUAUUUUUAUGAGCUUUUGGCUUCCAUAUGUAUCUCUCACUUGAGCAUACUAUGGGUCCAUAAAUGGCUCUAAUCCCUCCUUUUUCUUUUACUCUUCCAAUCAGAAUAGGUGCCCUCAUCUCAGCUGCCCAUCUUUCCUUGCAUCUUUGUUAAUCUUGGGUAGAUAUGGCAUAAUUUGAAUUGCCCUAAUUUAGUCUAUCAAGGCAAUGAACAAUGUUGUAAAAGUUACACAUUUUGAUUCUGUUGACCCGCACUUUAAAACUUUUCGUUUGCAUUCAAGACCAGCGGCUUCUAAACAAGAAAUUACAGCAUCUUUCUCUUUGCUUGGCCCAGAGGUGGGUGAAACUGUUAAAGGGGGACAUCUGAGAUUAAGUGUCAGUGUUGCUAAGCGUGGCAUUCACAAUACUGGCACUAUAAAGAAAAUAAUAAUUUAUUGGACAGUUUUUUCUACUGCCAUUCAAUUUGAUGUGAGUGCCUUGAAAACUGAUCUUCCUAUUUGAGUCUCUUGAGACAAAUGCAAACAUUUUUGUGAAAUGAAAAGACUUUUAAAAAAAGUAGAACAAGAAAAGUAUGUUCUUUAGGUUUUAAAAAAACAAACAAAAGAGCCACAUUUACUUUUAAAAAAAAACCUGGUUGAAGAUAGUGGACAUGAAAAUGCCAUAAGACCCAAUCAAAUGAAGAUGUAUAUCCAGCACAACUUCGGACAUUCAUUUGCUGAAUUGUUCUCAGCCUUUCUCUUUUUUUUCAGGACAACGCUGCUUAGGAAAUGGAAUGGAAAUGAUUUACUGCUGAAUUAAAACUCAAAUGACACAAAUUGCAAGUUGUUAUCAUUGAAUGAAAAAAAAUUCAGGAACAACGGCUAAUUUUUUUAAAAGUUAAAUUUAGUGCACUCUGUCUUAAAAUACGUUUACAGUAUUGAAUACAUACAAGGGUAAAAAAAAUUGUGUGUAUGUGUGUUUGAGCAAUCUCUCUUUUUUUUUUCAAACUUUGCUUAAUAGGUUAUUAAAAUGCCAUAAUGGCCAUGUGUAUAUUGUUUUCUUUUGGUGACGGGGUUUUAGUAUAUAUUAUAUAUAUUAAAAUUUCUUGAUUACUGUAAAAGUGGACCAGUAUUUGUAAUAAUGGAGAAUGCCUGGGCAUUUUACAAAACCAGAAAGAAAAAAAAAACUUUUCUCUUUUUUCCUUGAAAAUGUUGCAGUAAAAUUUAAAUGGUGGGUCUAUAAAUUUGUUCUUGUCACUGUAACUGUAAAGUCUGAGUUUUAGUAAUUUUUUUUCUGCCUUGGGUGUUGAAUUUUUAUUUCAAGAAAAAUGUAUAGAAACUUGUAUUUGGGGAUUAAAAGGUGACUGCUACACCAUGUAGAAAAAGUAUGUAGAAAAAAUGCUUAAUAUUGUUAUUGCUUUGCAGAUUAAAAAAAAAUCACAUUUCUGACCUGUACCUAUUUUUAUCUCCCCCCCCCCCCGCCCCAUCCCCUCUUCUGGAAUGGAUAUUGAUAUUGGUUGAUUCAUAUAAUGUAGGCACUUGCUGUAUUUUUACUGGAACUUGUAAUUUUUUAACUGUACGCUUGUCCUUUUAAAGGGAUUUAAUGUACUUUUUUGUUAGUGAAUUUGGAAAUAAAAAUAAAAACAAACAAACAGGCUGCCAUAAUAUAUUUUUUUAAUUUGGCAGGAUAAAAUAGUGCAAAAAAAUUUGUAUGUCAAGACCUUAUUGUACAGAAGGAAAAAUGAAAGGGUUGUUUGACGACCUGUGGGUAAAAGAAACAAAACAAUUAUUAUUAUUUUCUAUUAUUUUUUCGGGGGGCGGGUAUCAGGUUUUGUUUUCUUUGGAGUUUUGUGUUCACAAUUUUAGUUGUGUGUAUGUAUGUAUGUAUAUAUAUAUUUUCUGUCAGAAAUGGCCUACAAAAAAUGUGCUGUUCCUACAGGGCAGUAAUAACAUUAAAGCCGCCUGGACCCCUUGUAUCAAGGCCUUCCCAGGUAUAGUUGAACUAGGAUGGCUGGCUGUCACCUGUUGUUGUUAAAUGAAAUUCAAUUUUUGUGAAGACGUUUGACGUAACAUUCCACAGAUGCCCCCUUUUUUAGACACAGGGAGGUUGCUUUCCCUGACAAAUGUAAGCUUUCUAGCCCUGAUCCUGCACAUGUGUGCUUGAGAUAUUCAGUGCUACUGGUUUAGAGAGCGCUGGCAUCUACUGAGGGGAGAAGGGGCCAUGUCCCCCCACUAUCACUGAACAGGUGAUCGGCACUGUUAAUCCUCACUGUGCCAACUCUCUGUUAAGGGAAUGUGCAUUCGGACCUCAGCUCACCUGAUCCUGCAAGGCUUUCUACUAUGUACAGCACCCCUUUGUUUGAGUGGGGUCUAAUCUGGAGCCCUUACUGGAUCAGGGCACCUAUACAUUAUCACCUCCUCCCCCACCCCUUUCACAGCUUACAGAUGAAGCUGCUUUAAAAGGGGGGAGGGGAGAAGAAAGAUCAGCGUUCUGUUGGUACAACUGUGAAUUGGAUUGGAGUUUAAAUUUUUUUGGUCCAGGCGCAUCCCACUUCCCCACCCCACUGUCAGAAAGGGACCAUGUACAGGUUUUGCCAGUCUGUGUUCUUUUGUCUGCUUUGCUGCUGUUGACUCCUAAUUGUACAUUCCAUAAAUUUCUCAGAUAUUUGAAGGACUGGGAUGAAAUUCUGUGCCUCUUCAUUAAGCAACAACUGCCCCCCCCCGCUUUUUUUAAAAAAAUUCGGUAAGGCAGGCAGGGGAAAAAUACCAAAGUGGUGGUGAAGUGCUAGUGAUAAUUUUAAAGAAAGAGCGUGUAGCAAAGUAUGAA